AUGAACACUAAGGUGAAACCAUGGCCGUCAUUGAACAGGGGCCUCUGCCACGCCUCCGAGUUCGACGAGGCCAAGGACAAGUCCAACUUCCAUCAGUUCCUCGACGCCGAAGACGUGAACAAGGACGUCAACCACCCCCUCUACUCUACCAAGUUUGGUAUCUACUCUUGCGGCUGUGAUCUGUACAACGUCAUGCUUUCUUGGGGCCACGACGAGUAUGUCUACCACAUCAUCGAGGACCAAUCCACCAUCCCUGCUGAGGGUCUGUUUAAUCCGCUACCAGUCCUUCUAACCUACCACCGUGAGGGUGCCUACCAAAAACUCAUAAACGAAAAGGACACGGAGAUGCUCAAGGCUGUCGUGGCCUUUUACCCCUAUGGCUUAUGCUCGAAGUCCGACGAGGUCCCAACCCCGAGGGAGGGUCAUUCUACGUCACCAAGUGGAUAG
Molecule: messenger RNA, 447 nt
Organism: Clonostachys byssicola
Lineage: Eukaryota; Fungi; Ascomycota; Sordariomycetes; Hypocreales; Bionectriaceae
Source: the annotation of a GenBank genome assembly